This is a messenger RNA of Cadophora gregata, 702 nucleotides long. RefSeq lists its product as uncharacterized. Lineage: Eukaryota; Fungi; Ascomycota; Leotiomycetes; Helotiales; Ploettnerulaceae. The record is from RefSeq and is a predicted model, not a curated record. The transcript has a single exon. The coding region runs from base 1 to 702 and encodes 233 amino acids.
AUGUCCACUUCACCUCAAUUUGAAGAUAAAACGAUGGACUCACACAUCAGCGAGGACGGCCAAGCUGGCUCUGUCAAAAUACCUGCCUCGAUACCGUCAAAGCUCACACCUGGUGUCGCCAUUCUAUCUGACGAAGCGCACAGAGCCGUUUGUCGUGCCAUUGGCGCACCUCCAUCUCGUUACGAAGAACCAAAGAAGGAUUCCACUCUCCGAAUAGACAAGCGCAUCCCAGAUGGUCUGUACAAAGCUACCAUCAAGAGGCGGCGCAAGGCCCAAUUCUCCUACUACUUCACCGCGACCCUAUAUAACACCUGCUUGGUCCUUCAAAUCCUACUCGGUGCCGCUCUUACAGCAUUGGGAUCUGCAUCCAAAAAGAACGGCACUGCAAUCACCAUCCUCGCAGCGGCAAACACUGUCAAUGCUGGUCUUGUCGCCUUGCUUCACAACUCAGGCUUGCCCGGAAGGAUCAGAAAUGACUGGAAUGAGUACGAUAAGGUUGAGAUGUUUCUGGUUGAGAUGAUGGACUCGCGUAUUGCUGAGGAUGGUUUGAGUACAGCGGACGUGAUCCAGACAUGCUUCAACAAGUACUCGAAUGCAAGGGCGACCGUUGAGAGGAAUAAGCCAAAUUAUUACAGCGGUGCUCCGGCGACAGCUCCUGGGACUGCUGCUGGAGCUACACCGCCUGUGCUUGGUGCCAGAUGA